This is a messenger RNA of Hordeum vulgare subsp. vulgare (domesticated barley), 2707 nucleotides long. Its product is annotated as serine/threonine-protein kinase PBL13-like. Bases 385 to 2706 code for a protein of 773 amino acids. NCBI's taxonomy places the organism in Eukaryota, Viridiplantae, Streptophyta, Magnoliopsida, Poales, Poaceae. Gene Ontology annotation, molecular function: protein kinase activity; ATP binding. Gene Ontology annotation, biological process: protein phosphorylation. The transcript is spliced from 2 exons. The record is from RefSeq and is a predicted model, not a curated record.
AUUUUCCCUGCAAGGAAGCAACCAUGAAGCUUUUAUUCAAAAUUCAUAGCAAAACUGAACAAUAAAUAUUAAGCUUACUCUAUCCUGCAUUGUACUUCCUCUAGCGAUGUAACCCAUGGACAAACACAAUUGAUUCUCUGCAGUGCUGUGUAAAUAUCUGGAACGGUAAAAUAGUGAUCCCCUUUUCCAAAGAAAGGGAAAAUAGAAAUCUAGAGGAAAGGUUUUGUUUCUAAAUGAACUGUAAUGGAAUAUAAACAACACCUAUUAGCCCAAUGGGGAUCUGAAAUCCCUACCAAUUUAUUUGGAAUUAAUCCAAGGAAAUUCAGCACUCUUACGCACUUUUUUAUUUGCCAUGGUUGAACAGGUUCCUUGGUACUUCCAAAGAUGGAUCAUCCAAAAAAUAUAGUGACACAACUUAUCCCGGAAGAGCAUAGGUCGAAAUGGAUUGCACGUAGCAACCAUAAUGUGAAAUGUUUUACAGAAGAGGAGAUAAGAAGAUUUACCAGCAACUAUGGGACUGUAGUCGGUAGAGGUGCGUUUGGAGAGGUUUAUCAAGGAGUCCUUGAGGACAAAAGUAAGGUUGCAGUCAAGAGGUUUAUCUACAAUGUAAAAGAAAAUUUUGCCAAAGAGUUGAUCGUCCACCGUGAGAUCAAUCACAAGAAUGUAGUAAGAUUAGUCGGCUACUGUAUAGAUGAAAAUGCUCUGAUGGUGGUCAUGGAGUAUAUUCCUAAAGGAAAUCUGAGUAACAUACUUCACCAUGAUAGUAGUCCCAUAGCUUUGGAUACACGGUUAAGAAUUGCCAUUGAAUGUGCAGAAGCGUUGGGCUAUAUGCAUUCACAAAUGUAUACUCAGGUUAUUCAUGGUGAUAUCAAGCCUGCUAAUAUACUUCUGGAUGAUGGACUCGGAGCAAAAAUAUCAGACUUUGGAAUAUCAAGACUAGUCAACACUAAAAAGACUCUAUAUACUGUAAAUGUGAUAGGAAGUAUAGGUUACAUGGACCCUCUGUUUGCUCAGAAUGGUCGCCUCACAGCAAAGAGUGAUGUUUAUAGUUUUGGAGUUGUACUCCUGGAACUGAUUACUAGAAAAAAAGCAAGAACAGAGGAUGGGGAGAUUGGCUUGGUUGAAAGUUUUAUUCAGUCUCUUUCAAAAGGGUUUAGGAGGGUGAGGGAGAUGUUUGAUCCGGAAAUUGUAACAUCGAGCAACAUGAAGAUUAUCGAAGAGAUUGCUAGGUUGGCAUGUAAAUGCUUGAGGAUGGAACACGACAAACGCCCUGAGAUGUUAGAAGUUGCAGAAUGUCUUCGUAAACUUAGAAAGGCUCCACAUCAGGUACAAGAAAGACUAGCUCUGUUUUCUUGGGUGAGGAAAAAUAAGCAAGCUCCAGCAGAAACACCAUUGGUGGAAACUGUAGCUCCAGCAGAAACAACGCCAAACACGGUGAGGAAAAAUAAGCAAGCUCCAGCUGAAACACCAUUGACUGUAGCUCCAGCAGAAACAACGCCAAACACGGUGAGGAAAAAUAAGCAAGCUCCAGCAGAAACACCAUUGGUGGAAACUGUAGCUCCAGCAGAAACAACGCCAAACACGGUGAGGAAAAAUAAGCAAGCUCCAGCUGAAACACCAUUGACUGUAGCUCCAGCAGAAACAACGCCAAACACGGUGAGGAAAAAUAAGCAAGCUCCAGCUGAAAGUCCAUUGGUGGAAACUGUAGCUGCAGCAGAAACAACGCCAAACACGGUGAGGAAAAAUAAGCAAGCUCCAGCUGAAACACCAUUGGUGGAAGCUGUAGCUCCAGCAGAAACAACGCCAAACACGCCAUCACAAGAAAGCAAUGCCAGUAACCCGAAAACGGUCAUUGUGGCCCCAGCCAAAGCGGCACUAUCACAGGAAAACAGUAGUAGUACCCAAUAUGUGGGAACUUUUAUUGUUAGGCCGACAGUGGCUAGCCAAUUGUUUGAGCUGGACGACCUGCUCCGGGCACCGGCUGAAAUUCUGGGCAAAGGUACAGUCGGGACAACAUUCAAAGCCACACUUGAUAGUGGAUAUGAGCUGGUGGUCAGGAGGCUGAGGGGUGUGAACUUGCCGAAGGCGGAGUUUGAGCAGCAUAUCAGGCUCAUCGGCUCCAUCCAGAACAAGCACAUUGUUCCACUGCGGUGGUAUUACUGUGAAAAAGGUUCUGGCCUAGCUCCACUGGACUGGGAGCAGCGGUUGGCUAUCUCACUAGCUGCUGCCCGGGGUGUGCAGGCUAUCCAUUUAGCUGGACCAUCGAGCUAUCAUGGCAACAUCAAGUCUUCCAACAUCCUGCUCACCGGAACCCACGACGCAUGUGUGUCGGAGCAUGGCCUGAUAAGACUUGGCAAUUAUUCCAAUUCCUCGGGCUACCGUGCACCUGAGGUCACCCACAAUAGGUGGGUCUCCCAGAAAUCUGAUGUGUACAGCUUCGGCAUCCUAUUGCUGGAGCUUCUCACUCGCAAGUCUCAGGAUAAGGAGCGAGUAGAUUUGCCACGGUGGGUGUGUUCCAUUAUACCCGAGGAGUGGAUGGCAGAGGCUUUCGACGUUGAGCUCCGAGAACAGGAGCAGAAGGAUGGCGAAGAGGAGUGCAUGGUGCGACUUCUGCAGCUCGGCAUAAACUGUUGCAGUCAAGAUCCCGGCUCGAGGCCUGCAAUGUCUGAUGUCGUGCAGCAGAUCGAGGAGAUCCAACAGUCCUGAU